Acaulospora colombiana is the source of this 135-nucleotide messenger RNA. The record is from the annotation of a GenBank genome assembly. Lineage: Eukaryota; Fungi; Glomeromycota; Glomeromycetes; Diversisporales; Acaulosporaceae.
AUGGAGUCCAAACCUUUAGUCUCAAAGAGUUAUAAUUUAAAGGAUUGCCUAAUAGAUGGUUCUGUUAUAAAUAGUGUACCAAUAGAGCUGGACUCAACAGAAAAAAUAGAUGUAGAAACAGUUGCUUAUCUUUGA